ACUAGUGUAAUAAAAAAGUGGGAGGUAAUGUGGACGAAUCGUGAAACCACAAUUGGCGAAUAAUUUUGUCAAAUGCUGUUGCAAUCUUGUGCAUUCUUACACGUGGAAUAUAUAAACAUAUGAGAGAGAUAACAGUAGUCAAAUGACAUUAGAUAAUUUAUCUUUUAUUUUUACACAGUAGUUUUUUGGAGGAUAAACAUUUUUUAUUAACAAACCUAAUAAGGUUAAGCAUGUGAAGUAGUAUAAGAUGUAUUACAGUAGAAUUUUUCAACGAAAUUACGUAAAAUCUUUCAAUACAAUAUGUACUGCCAAAUAUUCAAGAAAAAGCGCAAAAAAUAUAUCAGCAUUCAAAUUAGUUAAGUCAAAUAAUAUCAAUGAAGAUGUUGAUAAUGGAGAAUUUGGGAAUAAUCCAAAUUGGGAGUUAUUUGGGCUCAAAGGUUUCCGAUUUUAUCUACCAGGUAGUAUUGGACCUGGUUGGCUUGAUCAAUCAACAACAGUUCAUGUGAAAACGAAAUCAAUUAUUCUACCUGAUGAUGAAGAAAUUAGCAGUAGAUGUAAAAAUUAUAGGAACAAAAGAAUCGAUCCUGAUCAACCUGUUCUCCAAUGUAUAGCUCAAGAAUGUCCUAUACUACUCAGAAAGGGUAUCAUAGAGCUAUUUCCAGGUUGUAUGGAGACUUCGUCACCUCAGUUGACCAUUGUGACCAUCACACAAAAACUUAAUCCGAGAAUAAGGUGGAGUAAAGAAAUUGAAACUGAGAAGCUAGCAAAAUACUUUCUUCUUGCAGCAUCUGAUCUAUGCAAUAAGCUGAAAUUGUUUGGAUACUGGGCCGAUUUUAUAAAUCCUUUCAGUGGUCAACCAUACUUCAGCCCGAACAAAAGUAGUAUGCUGUAUAAAACUGAUGAAAGAUUCAGAUGCAUAGGUUUUAAAAUAUUGAAAAAUAAUUCAUGUAAAGUAAUAACUCAUGACACCAAAAAUAAUGAAUUCAGAGGAAGCCUUUAUACAUCGGCCCCAUCAAAUUCGGAAUUUUUUCGAGAUAUACUGAAUAUGCCAGAUUAGUAAAUCUCUGUGAUUGAUAUUCUAGUUUAUCAACCGCUAGCUACGUACUGAUACGAGAUAAAUGAUUGUAAUUAUUAUCAGAUAACUAUUUUGUUGAAUUAUCUCAAAUAAAUUAUAGAGAAUAAAUAAUUCUACUUAAAGAA
Chelonus insularis is the source of this 1200-nucleotide messenger RNA. RefSeq names its product methylmalonic aciduria and homocystinuria type D homolog, mitochondrial. The transcript has 5 exons. Gene Ontology annotation, biological process: cobalamin metabolic process. The record is from RefSeq and is a predicted model, not a curated record. The coding region runs from base 248 to 1057 and encodes 269 amino acids. Gene Ontology annotation, cellular component: mitochondrion. NCBI's taxonomy places the organism in Eukaryota, Metazoa, Arthropoda, Insecta, Hymenoptera, Braconidae.